Molecule: messenger RNA, 3393 nt
Organism: Penicillium chermesinum
Lineage: Eukaryota; Fungi; Ascomycota; Eurotiomycetes; Eurotiales; Aspergillaceae
Exons: 2
Coding region: 1-3393 (1130 amino acids)
Biological process (GO): intracellular transport
Source: RefSeq, a predicted model, not a curated record
AUGCCCCUCCGGACGGAUCGUGACAUCUCGCCCUCUGGGCGUGCCACCAAGAAGGUACGCGUUAGAGCCGGCGAGAUGCCUCCUACAGAUGCCUCCCAUGCCCCCGUCGAGAUGCUCGCUCUAGGCCCCGAGCGUAAGGCAGAUCACGCGUCAACCGAAAUCAAAGAUCUGAAAAAGCGCCCUCGAGGUCCUACACGGGGUAAUUUGUCGCAACAAUCCAACCCAUUUGAGACAUCCGGGAACACUCAGUCUGCCCAGUCUUCUAUGAGCCAGCCUACGUUCUCGUUCGGCGCUCCAUCGACAGGCAACGGGCUCUUCGAUAACAAACCUCAGUCUCAGCCUUCCUUCUCGUUCGGCGCCUCACAGAAUGCCUCUCCUGCACCAAGUAGCGGCUUAUUCGAUAACCCAUUCCAGUCCUCUCAAACUCAGCCUGCGUUCUCGUUCGGCGCCUCACAGAAUACUGCUCCUUCAACUGGCCAAGGGCUUUUCAAUAGCAAGCCUUUCCAGUCCUCUGAAACACAGCCUUCUUUCUCAUUCGGCAAUUCCCAGGAAGUGUCUUCCGCAACUAGUCAAGGGAUUUUCGAUAAGCCUGCUCAGUCUUCUGACACGCAGCCUACAUUCUCGUUUGGUGCUACCCAGAAAGCGUCUCCUGCACCUAGUCAAGGGCUUUUCGAUAAACCUGCCCAGUCCUCUCAACCUCAGCCUUCCUUUUCCUUCAGUGCCUCACAGAAUACGUCCCCUGCCACUGGUCAAGGACUUUUCAGUAAUAAGUCUUUCCCGUCUUCUGAGAACCAGCCUACAUUCUCCUUCGGUGCCACCCAGAAAGCGCCGUCCACAAUUGGCCAAAGCAUUUUUGAUAAGCCUGCCCAGUCCUCAGAGAACAAGCCUACAUUUUCGUUCGGUGCCUCACAGACCGCGCCUUUUACUACUGGUCAGGGACUUUUCGAUAAGCCCGCCCAGUCCUCAGAGAACAAACCGACAUUUUCGUUCGGUGCCUCACAGACCGCGCCUUCUACUGCUGGUCAGGGAAUUUUUGAUAAGCCCGCCCAGUCCUCAGAGAAUAAGCCUGCAUUUUCGUUCGGUGCCUCACAGACCGCGCCUUCGAGUACUACUGGCCAAGGACUUUUCGAUAAGCCUGCCCAGUCCUCUGAAACCCAGCCUACAUUCUCGUUUGGCGCCUCACAGAACCCGUCUCAUGUAACUGGCCAAGGCGUUCUCGAUAAGCCUGCCCAGCCUCCUAAUAUGCAGCCUACGUUCUCAUUCGGCGUCUCGCAGAACGCAUCUCCUGCGUUUGGUCAGGGGCUCAACGGCAAUCCUUUCCAGUCUUCUCAAACACCUCCUACAUCCUCAUCCAACGCUCCGCAGAACGCGACUCCUACGACUGGCCAAGGGCUUUUCAGCCAGCCCGUUGCAGAUAGUGCUCCCACUGCAGCCAGUCCCCCGGCUGCAACCAGUGCUCCCGCUGACUGCAUGCAAAUGUCUCCGGACGCGAAACCUCAGUCAACGCUUGCCAACCCAUCGUCUUCAUUCCCGAGUCGAAACAUUUUUGGGGACUCGAACGCAUCUCAAUCGUUCUCUCCGGAGCCUUCUCCGCAACCCAACAACCCAUUUGCGGGCAUAAAUUUGGCUCCCAAGCCUUCGGAGGCUGAAGUUCCUGUUCCUGCAGCAGCCUCCGCUGUGGAUGCGUCCGCUCUUACCCCUCCUAUCGCUUCAGAUCCUUUGCCUAAACACCCUGCUCCUCAAACUGUGAAAGAGCAAAUCGCCAGUAUCCCCACGCCUGCCUUUGAUGAUGAUAUCAGUCAACAGGCGAAGGAUAAGUGCGAGCUCGAGUGGAAAAAGCGGACAUUAGAUUUGGCUUUCAAGCACCAAAUUGCGUCGAUUGAUCCUGGUACCCACACUUUUGACAAUACUAUCGCGUUCUACCUGAAAGUCCGUGAUGCCCUGGGUAAGCCGCUUGUAUUAGACGAAAGUCUUCGAUACAACAUGCAAGAUGCUCGCCCUGAGAGUACCGAGCCCGCCGAAUCUGAAUUGGACUCUGAGGUCGCCACGCCUUCCGUUGUUGAGGAACCGAAGAAAUCUGACACUUCGAGCAUAUUCGCGAAGUCAUUCAUGUCACCUAUCUCUGCACCUAAGUCUGAUACUAGCACCGCUCUAGCUCCAGCACAAACUGCUGAUGCUAGCCGGAGUCUCUUCGAUCGCAUCACCCCAGCACCUCCCAAAGCCCCAAAUGAGCCGGCCAAAGCCGCAAACCCCUUUGCUCAUCUGACCGGGGCGACCGGCCUUCCCCGGCCUCCUACCUUCCCAUUAUCUUCUGGCGUGGACUUUUCAGCGCAGUUCCAGCAAAAGGCCAAAGAAACUGAAGCCGAAGAGAAGCGGAAGCGCAAGGCCGAGGACUACGACUCCGACGAGGAGGAUGAAGCCGAGUGGGAGCGGCGAGAUGCCCAGAAGCAGCUUGAAAAGCGCGCCAAGUUUGAGGGUGAGGCCCGCAAGAAGACUGUUUGGGUGGAGGGCGAAGGCUUCAAAUUCGUUGAAGAAGAAGCACAGUCCCCAUCACCAGUCGCUCCUGCCGGCUCCACCCUAUUUGGUCGUGCUUCUCCCGCUUCUCAGGACGUCGGCGCGACGAACCCAUUCGCUCAUCUCUCUGCGAAAGCCGUCCCAUCUCAGCCGGGGAAAGCGACGGAGAAGGCGGAUGAAAAAGCUUCCAUGCCACCUGCUUCUCCCGCUACAAACCCAUUUGCCCAGCUCUCCGCGAACGCCGUCCCGUCUCAGCCGGCAAAACCGACGGAGAAGGCGGAUGAGAAAGCUUCAAUGCCAUCUGCUUCUCCCGCUACGAAUCCAUUCGCCCAUCUCUCUGCGAAAGCCGUCCCCUCCCAGCAGGAGAAGGCAGUUGCGACACCUGCUACCGGCGCCACGAACCCAUUCGCCCAUCUCUCUGCGGCUGUUCCCUCCCAGCCGGAGAAGGCGGUUGAGAAGGCGGUUGAGAAGGCAGAUGAGACUUCCACCGAACCCGCAGGUGAAGAUGAUACCUCUGCUGGGUCUGUGUUCAAGGGCCUGGCUAAUGAAACGGCUGGAGAAGAAGACGAGGACCUCGUCUACACCUGCCGUGCCCGCGCCUUUAAGUUGGAGACGGGCUGGACUUCUCAGGGUACUGGAGUUGUUAAACUCCUGAAGCACAAGACCACCGGGCGAUCUCGCAUUGUCCUUCGCAUCGAGCCCAGUGGUAACAUCGGUCUGAACACGUUUUUGAAAAAGGAGUUCGACUACCAGAAGUCGGGUAAUUCCGUCCAAUUCAUGGUUCCAGUUGCUGAUGGAGCGCCAGAGCACUGGGCGAUCCGCACGAAGGCAGAGUUUGUCCAAGAGUUCCACGAGAAGAUUGAGGAGAUAAAAAAUUAA